CCUAUCUACUGUUUUUGGUAGUUUUGUUUUCCUCCCUGUUGCUUAUCCGUUUGGUUGGCUCAUUGGCUUUGGUUGUGCCAUUUGUUGUUUCAUUUGCGCAACAUUCAUUCGUUGGGGUGCCAGCAUUAACCACGGUAUCGUUACAAAGUGUAUGCGCGUGAGUGUGUGUGUUUAUUUAUGUUCAUUACUUUGUGUUUUUAUGUGUUGUUGCCUUUGUGUUUUUGUGUGUGACUUUAGAGAGCUUUUUUCGCUUGUGCCGCAGCGGGCAGAACAGUCACCAGCAUUUGUACGUACAGAUACGACGCCCGUUUAUAUUUGCGCGGAUUCUUUUUGCGAAUUAACAAACGCGCAAGUGGAUUUCCAACAACUUAUCUCCGAUAAAGGCGUAAACAAAAACAACGACGAUAAAAGCAAAAGAAAAAUAGUAAGAAAAAAAAUUAAAAUUGAAAAAAAAAAAAAAACCAAACAAGUGCCCUGCGUUCACAGUGGGCCGGCCGGUGUGGCUAGUUGGUAUACGCGUUCGAAUGGCAGCCGCAGCAGUACUAGUGACAGUUGUUGGGACGGCUUGAACACACCAAAUAGCGAGCUGCGUAUGAAUUUUGCGAAAAGCCAGUGAUCGUUAUCUAACGCGUGAAAGGAACUAAAGUUUUAACAAAAAAUCAAAACGUUAAUUCGUACAAGCAGUUUUCGAAAACAGUUUUGCAAAAUACGAAUUUUAUUAACAAUUAUUCCGAUAAGUAUGUGUCUGACUCAGCUGAUUGCGCGUGGCCAUUGGAAAUCAUCAAUAAAUCGCCUGUAAAGAUCCUGCGUCGAUAAGCCAACACAGAAUAGGUAUUCCCAGGCAACAAACCAACGGUUUGGCACUUUUUGUCGGAUUAACAGACGGAAAGGCACACAACAGCGGCACUAAAAGGCAAUAAGCGAGGUCCCACCAAGCACAAUAGGAAUUUUUUGUCAAUUUUUAAAAGAAAUUUAUUAUAAAAGUAACACAAUAAGACAUAACUGCCCAGUUCAUUGGCAAAAAUUACAAAAAGGACAAUAAAAACUAAAAUUCGCAAUCGGAAGCGUUGCUUGUGUUGCAUUGUUUAAAGUUGUGGUAGAAAAAAAUCCAUUUGUAUUGUGUUAUUGAGCGACGGCGUUGCCAGUAGUGGACCCUAAAUUAGACGGAUUGUUGUGCAAGAGGAAGUGGAAUGUGUUAAAAAUCUGUGUAAUAAGUAACAAAAAAUAUGCAAGAAAAACUGAAGGCAUAGUCCAAAAAAAAAUUUUCUUAAACAAUUAUAUAACAGUGUAUAAAUUUUCAAUAUUCAAAUCACCACAAAUACUGGCAAAGAAGACAUAGGUAACACGCAUAGGCAAACUCGUGCGAACAUUAGAUAAAGUGAAGUGAUAAUGUGAAAUUUUGCAAAUUCUACUAGAAAACAAAAAUGUCAGAAUUCCAUUGUAAGUGAAAAGUAUGAUUGAUGAUUGCUACGCCAGGGUGUUGCUUUAUCACUCGUGGCAUGUGACAACUUCCUAAAUUCUCUCACAAAAUAAAAAGAAAUAACAAUAACGAUUGAUUUCGGUCCCCUCAAAGCAUUCACAUAAUCCUCCGCAACUCUGUAGUGCAACUCAAACAAAUUUGUCAUAAUAAAUUCUGCUUUCCAGUGUUUGUUUCAACGCGGCAAUAUUAAAUAACAGCUAAAUAAUCAAACAAAAACAUUUGGCAACGAUAAUCGCUGCAGUGAGCAGAAAGCAACUAAAAUGUUAACGGACAUGACACCGACGGCCGGACAGUUGUACGGCUCACAAAUACCCGCUAUGGGCAUGAAUAUCGGUAAUAUCGCCACGCAUCUGCAAAAGCCGCAAGUUAAUCCGGAUCAUCCUAGUCUGCGUGGCACACCGCUAGCAAUGUUGGCCGCACAAUGCAAUAAAUUGUCUAGUAAGUCUCCACCGCCUCUUGCCGAUGCAGCUGUGGGAAAAGGUUUUCAUCCGUGGAAGAAAAGUCCCACUUCACCGUCGAGUAGUGCUGCUGGAGGUCAGCACUCACCUUGUACCAUCUCUUCCGCUUCGUCGUCGUCGGGUUCGUCGAGUAGUAAUUUGGGUUUGAGCGGCGUCUCAUCAGCUGCCUCCUCACGCAGUUUGCCGUCGUCCAGCAUCAAUACAAUGGUCAACAUCACCGCUAGCAUUUAUCCUUACAGUCGCCCGAUUCCUUCAUCAUGCGCUGCUGUUAGUAAUCCCUCAGCUUAUGGUAGCGAUCUCUACUUUCCGAAUACGAGCAGCCCUAGUGGCAGCAUGGUCUCUGACAAUCACCACAUGCAUCAGGGUUUGUUGGGCAAAGUGGAGGGCGCUACUUUCGGCUCGGUCUAUUCACGUCAUCCAUAUGAUUGGCCCUUUAAUGCGGUUACCGCAUCAGCGCAUAAAGCGGCCGAGGCAGCAAGCGUCAACUCCGGUUGGUGGGAUAUGCACAGCGCUGCUGGCAGUUGGCUAGAUAUGGGUGGCGCUGGUAUGCAUUCAACCAUGGCCAACUACGCCACAGCCGCCGGCUCAGACUAUUCUUCUGCGCUGUCGCAUUCGCUUUCAAAUACGGCACAUCUGUUAGGCUCUGGCCAACAUCUACUACAAGACACAUACAAAAGUAUGUUGCCUGGUCAAGGUGUGGGUGGUUUCUCGCUGCCACAUAGUUCACCGUCGGCCGCCUCCACUGCGGCCUCGCCGCAAGCAUCAACGCCUUCAACACCAUCGCCACGUUCACAGAGACGUUAUGCAGGUCGCGCCACAUGCGAUUGUCCGAAUUGUCAGGAAGCUGAGCGCUUGGGUCCAGCUGGCGUGCACCUGCGCAAGAAGAAUAUACACUCGUGCCACAUACCUGGGUGUGGCAAAGUGUACGGCAAGACUUCGCAUUUGAAAGCGCAUUUGCGUUGGCACACUGGUGAGCGACCGUUCGUUUGUAAUUGGCUUUUCUGUGGCAAACGUUUUACACGAUCCGAUGAACUACAACGUCAUCUGCGCACGCACACCGGUGAGAAGCGGUUCGCUUGCCCCAUCUGCAACAAACGGUUUAUGCGCAGCGAUCACCUGGCUAAGCAUGUAAAGACACACAACGCUACCGGUCAGGGUGGCAGCAUGAAGAAGGGUUCGUCGGAGUCAUGCAGCGAUUCGGAGGAGCCUGGCAACCAAUCUGGCGAAUCAAAUGGUCUGAGCGGUAGCAACGGACAUCAAACUGGCAAUGGCAGUCAUCCCGGCACGCCCAAUUCGCAUCAAUCAGGCGGCGGUGGAAAUACAACACCAACUGGUGGACUAUUGACCGGCGGCUUGCAUCUGUCAUCACCGCACAAUAUGGCUGGCGGUUCACCAGUAAUGCUGCACGCUCAGCAACAACAUCAUCAACAGCAGCAGCAGCAACAAGCGCAAGCCCAGGCACAGGCACAGGCGCAAGCGCAAUUGCAACAUCAUCAACAACAGCAACAUGCGCAUGCUCAUUUGCAUCAUCAUCACCAUCAUCAUUUGGUUGGCAAUUCAGCGCCCAGCCCGGGACUAGAUCAUCACAGCACUUUGGUGGAUAUUAAACCACCAAUGGUUUGAGGGUCAUUGGGACCCUUUCUGUUCACCAAUUGAGGUGGCGCUCGGAAUGGGUCCAACGGUCUACUAAUGCGGCAACUAAUGUGUGGAGUGAAGUUGACAUAAAAAACGAAUGAAGGUCUAAUAGGCGAAGGAAGUCAUAAUCUUUGAAGGGAGGAAGUGGUUACGUGCGGGUUAGGUUGAAACAUGUUGGUAUACAAACUCUAUUGUAAAUAAUGCUUGUAACAAUGUGUUGUUAAAAAUAUCGUACUAUAUAGUGAAACAAUCAAAAAUGCUAUACUCUAUGUACAACUAAACAAAAAAAUAAAUAUCGAAAUGUUUUUCGUUUCAAAUAUGAAGUCGGAGAAAAUUUUGUAAAUAGCUGCGAAAGAUAUUGAGGGACCAAUGUUGUAAACAUUAAGAAUAUAAAUCGUUUAAAUAUUUUACAAAAAAAAAAGAAAACGACACCACAAAUAUUUAAAAUAAAAAAAAAAAAAACAAACAAGAAAGAAAUCUUUUAUCAACAAUUAAUUAACCUUAUUCAUUUCGAAAAAAAUAUCACUUGUUGCAACGGGUAAUGCAAGGAAAAAAAUUUCUAGUCCAAUUGAUAGAAAAUAAACAUUUAAAUGUUGCAUUAACUCAGCUAGAAUGUGCUUUCGAAAACGCUAAGCCUAUAAUCUAUAAGCAUAUGAGUCACUCAUUGUUUGGAAUUUGCUUCUGCUCCUUUUGAUAAGUUAAGUGUUAAGGAGUGUUAAGGAACUUUUAAAUGAAAUAAAUCAAAAUUUAAAGACAAAUUAUAAUUUAGCGAUGGGCUUCAUUUGCUAAACUAAUCAUAUAAAUAUCUUGCUUAACCCUAUUUAUAAAAAUAAAAAAAAUAAAAACAAAAAACCUAAACAAAUAAUAUAGAAGAAAU
Messenger RNA from Bactrocera latifrons, 4450 nucleotides. RefSeq names its product transcription factor Sp9 (gene Sp1). The record is from RefSeq and is a predicted model, not a curated record. NCBI's taxonomy places the organism in Eukaryota, Metazoa, Arthropoda, Insecta, Diptera, Tephritidae. The transcript is spliced from 3 exons. Gene Ontology annotation, molecular function: DNA-binding transcription factor activity, RNA polymerase II-specific; RNA polymerase II cis-regulatory region sequence-specific DNA binding. Bases 1741 to 3561 code for a protein of 606 amino acids. Gene Ontology annotation, biological process: regulation of transcription by RNA polymerase II.